This is a messenger RNA of Salarias fasciatus (jewelled blenny), 5965 nucleotides long. It is a transcript of the gene myh7ba, whose product is annotated as myosin, heavy chain 7B, cardiac muscle, beta a. The transcript has 42 exons. Bases 49 to 5871 code for a protein of 1940 amino acids. NCBI's taxonomy places the organism in Eukaryota, Metazoa, Chordata, Actinopteri, Blenniiformes, Blenniidae. The record is from RefSeq and is a predicted model, not a curated record. Gene Ontology annotation, molecular function: microfilament motor activity; actin filament binding; ATP binding. Gene Ontology annotation, cellular component: myosin filament; cytoplasm; myosin II complex.
UGUGUCCCUGGUGCUGGUGCUUUCCGGGGCCGGUGAGGAGCUUCCACCAUGUCGCGCUACGACAUGAAGGACUUUGGAGACGCCGCUCAGUAUUUACGCAAAUCCGAGCUGGAGCUGCUGACGGCGCACACCAUCCCGUUUGACGGUAAAAAGCGAGCCUGGAUCCCCGAUGAGAAAGAAGCGUACAUCGAGAUUGAGAUCAAGGAGCUCAGCGGCGAUAAAGUCGUCGUUGAGACCAAAGAUGGGAACACGAUAACGGUGAAGGACAGCGACAUCCAGCAGAUGAACCCUCCCAAGUAUGACAUGAUCGAAGACAUGGCCAUGCUGACUCACCUCAACGAGGCCUCCGUGCUCUACAACCUGCGCCGACGCUACUCUGCCUGGAUGAUCUACACCUACUCCGGGCUCUUCUGUGUGACGGUCAAUCCGUACAAAUGGCUGCCGGUCUACACGGCUCCCGUAGUCGCUGCCUACAAAGGCAAACGCCGCUCCGAGGCGCCGCCGCACAUCUACUCCAUCGCAGACAACGCCUACAAUGACAUGCUGCGCAACCGGGAGAACCAGUCCAUGCUCAUCACCGGAGAAUCCGGUGCUGGCAAAACUGUCAACACGAAACGUGUCAUUCAGUAUUUUGCCAUUGUGGCAGCUCUCGGAGACACAGCUGGCAAAAAAGGAGUAAGGCUGAUGUGGCAACCCGGGACUCUGGAGGAUCAGAUCAUCGAGGCGAACCCUGCCAUGGAGGCGUUUGGUAACGCCAAAACGCUGAGGAACGACAACUCAUCCCGAUUUGGAAAGUUCAUCCGGAUCCAUUUCGGACCGUCGGGCAAACUGGCCUCGGCCGAUAUUGAUAUAUAUCUUCUGGAAAAAUCCAGGGUGAUAUUUCAGCAGCCUGGUGAGCGAAGCUACCACAUCUACUACCAGAUCAUGUCUCAGAAGAAACCAGAGCUCUUAGACAUGCUCCUGGUGUCCUCCAACCCGUACGACUACCACUUCUGCUCUCAGGGCGUCACCACAGUGGAGAACCUGGAUGACGGCCAGGAGCUGAUGGCCACUGACCAUGCCAUGGACAUCCUGGGCUUCCUACCCGAUGAGAAGUACGGCUGCUACAAAAUAGUGGGAGCCAUCAUGCACUUUGGCAACAUGAAAUUCAAGCAGAAGCAGCGAGAGGAGCAGGCGGAGGCCGACGGCACCGAAAGUGCAGACAAGGCCUCGUACCUGAUGGGGGUCAGUUCAGCUGACCUCAUCAAGGGCCUGCUCCACCCGAGGGUGAAGGUGGGGAACGAGUACGUGGUGAAGGGACAGAACGUCGAGCAGGUUAACUAUGCCGUCGGCGCUCUGGCCAAAGCCACGUAUGACCGCAUGUUCAAAUGGCUCGUGGGGCGAAUCAACCGGACCCUGUACACCUCCCUCCCUCGCCAGUACUUCAUAGGAGUCCUGGACAUCGCCGGCUUUGAGAUCUUUGAGCUCAACAGCUUCGAGCAGCUGUGCAUCAACUUCACCAACGAAAAGCUGCAACAGUUUUUCAACCACCACAUGUUCAUCCUGGAGCAGGAGGAGUACAAGAGGGAGGGUAUUGAAUGGACCUUCAUUGACUUCGGCCUGGACCUUCAGGCCUGUAUCGAUCUCAUUGAGAAGCCGCUGGGCAUCAUGUCCAUCCUUGAAGAGGAGUGCAUGUUCCCGAAAGCCACAGACAGCAGCUUCAAAGCCAAGCUUUAUGAUAAUCACAUUGGUAAAUCGCCUAAUUUCCAAAAACCGCGGCCGGACAAGAAGCGCAAGUACGAGGCUCACUUUGAGCUGGUGCACUACGCCGGAGUGGUACCGUACAAUAUCUUUGGCUGGUUGGACAAAAACAAGGAUCCGCUGAAUGAGACGGUGGUGGCCUGUUUCCAGAAGUCCUCCAACAAGCUGCUGGCCUCGCUGUACGAGAAUUACAUUGGCUCAGACUCAGCAUCCGAAACCAAACCUGGAGGUAAGGAGAAGAGGAAGAAGGCGGCCUCUUUUCAGACGGUGUCUCAGCUCCACAAGGAAAAUCUGAAUAAGCUGAUGACCAACCUGCGCUGCACGCAGCCGCACUUUGUCCGCUGCAUCAUCCCCAACGAGACCAAGACUCCAGGGAUCAUGGACGCAUUCCUGGUGCUGCACCAGCUGCGCUGCAACGGUGUGCUGGAAGGCAUCAGGAUCUGCAGGAAGGGCUUCCCCAACCGCAUCAUCUACGCCGACUUCAAACAGCGCUACCGCAUCCUGAACCCACAUGCCAUCCCCGAUGACAAGUUCGUGGACAGCAGGAAGGCUGCGGAGAAGUUGUUGUCGUCGCUCGACAUCGACCACAAUCAGUACAGAUUCGGACACACGAAGGUGUUUUUUAAAGCCGGCCUGCUGGGGCAGCUGGAGGAGCUGAGAGACGAGCGUUUGGCCAAACUGCUGACGCUGAUGCAGGCGGUGGCUCGAGGAAAACUCAUGAGGAUGGAGCUGUACCGUAUGACCAGGAGCACCGAGGCUCUCAUGAUCAUCCAGUGGAACAUCCGGGCCUUCAACGCCGUCAAACACUGGCCCUGGAUGAAGCUCUUCUUCAAAAUCAAGCCUCUGCUGAAGAGCGCUGCCACUGAGAAAGAGCUGGCAGCUCUCAAGGAGGAGAUGACCAAGCUGAAGGAGGCGCUGGAGAAGUCCGAGGUCAAGCGGAAGGAGCUGGAGGAGAGGCAGGUCAGCCUGACGCAGGAGAAAAACGACCUCUCGCUACAUCUGCAAGCAGAGCAGGACAAUCUUGCCGAUGCUGAGGAGCGCUGUGACCUGCUCAUCAAAACUAAGAUCCAGCUGGAGGCUAAAGCCAAGGAGCUGAUGGAGAGGCUGGAGGACGAGGAGGAGAUGAACGCUAAUGUGUUAGCGAAGAAGCGCAAACUGGAGGACGAGUGUGCCGAGCUGAAGAAAGACAUUGAUGAUCUGGAGAUCACACUGGCCAAAGUGGAAAAAGAGAAACAUGCCACUGAGAACAAGGUGAAAAAUCUGAUUGAGGAGAUGGCAGCCCUGGAUGAAACCAUAGCGAAGCUGACCAAAGAGAAAAAGGCUCUUCAGGAGGCUCACCAGCAGACUCUGGAUGACCUGCAGGCAGAGGAAGACAAAGUCAAUACUCUGACCAAGGCCAAGGCCAAGCUGGAGCAACAAGUCGAUGACCUGGAGGGGUCUUUAGAGCAAGAGAAGAAGCUGCGUAUGGAUCUGGAACGGGUCCGCCGGAAACUGGAGGGAGACCUGAAGCUCUCCCUGGAGUCCGUUAUGGAUCUGGAAAAUGACAAACAGCAACUUGAAGAGAAGCUGAAAAAGAAAGACUUUGACAUAAACUGUAUGAGCUCAAGGAUUGAGGACGAGCAAGCCCUGGUCAAUCAACUGCAGAAGAAAAUCAAAGAGCUGCAGGCUCGCACAGAGGAGCUGGAGGAGGAGCUGGAAGCCGACAGAGCCUGCAGGGCCAAAGUGGAGAAGCAGAGGAGCGACGUGGCUCGUGAGCUGGAGGACCUGAGCGAGCGUCUGGAGGAGGCCGGCGGAGCCACCUCGGCCCAGAUCGAGAUCAACAAGAAGAGAGAGACGGACUUCCUGAAGCUGCGCAGAGACCUGGAGGAGGCCAUGCUGCACCACGAGGCCACCACGGCCGCCCUGCGCAAGAAGCACGCCGACAGCGUGGCCGAGCUGAGCGAGCAGAUCGACAGCCUGCAGCGGGUCAAGCAGAAGCUGGAGAAGGAGAGGAGCGAGGCCAAGAUGGAGGCGGACGAUCUGGCCUCCACUGUGGAGCAGCUCUCUAAAGCCAAGACCUCUUCAGAGAAGAUGUGUCGUCAUUAUGAAGAUCAGAUGAACGAAGCCAAGGCCAAAGUGGAGGAGCUCCAGAGGCAGCUCAAUGACGCCAGCACCCAGAGGGCCCGAGCUCAGGCUGAAAGCGGUGAGCUUGGCAGGAAGCUGGAGGAACGGGAAGCCAUGGUGUCGCAGCUGCAGCGCCUCAAGAACUCCUUCAGCCAGAAUGUGGAGGAGCUCAAGAAGCAGCUGGAGGAGGAGAACAAGUCCAAGAACGCCCUUGCCCACGCGCUGCAGUCAUCCCGACACGACUGCGACCUGCUGAGGGAGCAGUACGAGGAGGAGCUGGAGACCAAGGCCGAGCUGCAAAGAGCUCUGUCCAAGGCCAACGCGGAGGUGGCCCAGUGGAGGACCAAGUAUGAAACUGACGCCAUCCAGAGGACUGAGGAAUUGGAGGAAGCCAAGAAGAAGCUGGUGACUCGACUGCAGGAGGCGGAGGAGUCUGUUGAGGCCUCCAAUGCCAAGUGCUCCUCUCUGGAGAAGACUAAACAUCGGCUCCAGACAGAGAUCGAGGACCUGGUCAUCGAUCUGGAGCGCUCUAAUGCCGCGGCCGCUGCUCUGGACAAAAAGCAACGCAACUUUGACAAGGUCCUGGCUGAGUGGAAGCAAAAGUAUGAGGAGUGCCAGUCAGAGCUGGAAGCCUCCCAGAAGGAGUCCCGCGGAUUGAGCACGGAGCUCUUCAAACUGAAGAACUCUUACGAAGAGAGUUUAGAUCAUCUGGAAACCAUCAAGAGGGAGAACAAGAACCUCCAAGAGGAAAUUGCCGAUCUUUCAGAUCAGAUCAGUCAGGGUUCAAAGACCAUCCACGAGCUGGAGAAGAUGAAGAAAGGUUUGGAGAUUGAGAAGAGCGAGAUUCAAGCUGCCCUGGAGGAAGCUGAAGGCACUCUGGAGCAUGAAGAGAGUAAAACUCUCAGAAUCCAGCUGGAGCUAAACCAGAUCAAGGCUGACGUCGACAGAAAACUGGCCGAGAAGGACGAGGAAAUUGACAACCUUCGCCGAAACCACCAGAGGACCCUGGACUCCAUGCAGGCCACCUUAGACGCAGAGGCCAAGUCUCGCAGCGAGGCGGUGCGCCUGCGGAAGAAAAUGGAGGGCGACCUGAAUGAGAUGGAGGUGCAGCUUAACCACGCCAACAGGCAGGCGGCCGAGUCGCAGAAACUCCUGAGAAACCUUCAGGUCCAGAUAAAGGACAUUCAGAUGGAGCUGGACGACACAAUCCACCGAAACGAGGAGCUGAAGGAGCAGAUGGCGGUGACGGAGCGCAGGAACAACCUGCUGUCGUCCGAGGUGGAGGAGCUCAGGGCUCUGCUGGAGCAGAACGAUCGCUCGCGCAAGCUGGCCGAGCACGAGCUGCUGGAGGCCACAGAAAGGGUCAACCUGCUGCACUCUCAGAACACUGGGCUGAUCAACCAAAAGAAGAAACUUGAGAACGACCUGACAAUACUGUCCAAUGAGGUGGACGACGCUGUGCAGGAGUGCCGCAACGCAGAGGAGAAGGCCAAGAAGGCCAUCACUGAUGCGGCCAUGAUGGCAGAGGAGCUGAAGAAGGAACAAGACACAAGUGCACAUCUGGAGAGGAUGAAGAAGAACAUGGAGCAGACCGUGAAGGACCUCCAGAUGCGCCUGGACGAGGCUGAGCAGAUCGCCCUCAAGGGCGGCAAAAAGCAAGUCCAGAAGCUGGAGGCCAGAGUCAAAGAAUUAGAAAAUGAGCUGGAAUCUGAGCAGAAGAAGAGCCAAGAGUACCAGAAGGGAGUCCGCAAGUACGAGAGGAGAAUCAAAGAGCUCUCCUACCAGGCUGAGGAAGACAAGAAGAACCUGGCGCGCCUGCAGGACCUCAUCGACAAGCUGCAGGCCAAAGUGAAGAGCUACAAGAGGCAGGCCGACGAAGCGGAGGAGCAAGCCAACACCAACCUGUCCAAGUACAGGAAGCUCCAGCACGAGCUGGACGACGCCGAGGAGCGAGCCGACAUGGCCGAGUCGCAGGUCAACAAGCUCCGCGUCCGCACGCGCGACCAAGGCGGCAAGCUCGCUGAGUGAUGUGGCGAGGAAGAAAGGCAUCACCGUCCACCAGCUGCAACAGCUGUGCAUGACUGUGGCCGCCCGCCUAAAUAAAGACUCAUUGACCUCUAAA